Contarinia nasturtii (swede midge) is the source of this 1157-nucleotide messenger RNA. It is a transcript of the gene RpL23A, whose product is annotated as 60S ribosomal protein L23a. Gene Ontology annotation, biological process: ribosomal large subunit assembly; translation. The transcript has 6 exons. The coding region runs from base 94 to 1020 and encodes 308 amino acids. NCBI's taxonomy places the organism in Eukaryota, Metazoa, Arthropoda, Insecta, Diptera, Cecidomyiidae. The record is from RefSeq and is a predicted model, not a curated record. Gene Ontology annotation, molecular function: structural constituent of ribosome; rRNA binding. Gene Ontology annotation, cellular component: cytosolic large ribosomal subunit; ribosome.
UUCCCUCUAUCGAAUUCGUCGGCCAUAUUGAAAAAGUUCACUUCGCGGUGCUAGUUCCGUUUGUCAAUUCUUUUCUAUUUCUUUUCCAUUAAAAUGGCACCGAAGAAACCAACUGAGAAGUCUGGCGAGAAAAAGGCAGCACCAGCUGCUUCAAGCUCAUCCGAGAAAAAGGAUACCAAAAAGGCUGCACCAGCCAAGAAACCAGCCGCUGCUGCUAAACCAGCUGCAGCUAAACCAGCUGAAAAGAAACCAGCCGCCGCUAAACCAGCUGCAGCUAAACCAGCUGCAUCAAAGGCAUCCGCCUCAAAAGCAUCGGCCGCCAAACCAGCCGCCAAGCGUCCAGCAGGUGAAGCUAAGGCUACAGCUGCCAAAAAGACAGCUACCUCAGCCAAGCCAGCCGACAAAAAGAAUGUCGCCAAGAAGCCAGUGGCCAAGAAGACAACCGCUUCGAAAACCGCUAAGCCAGCUGCCAAAAAGAAGGUUACCACCGCUAAAAAACAACCAACCAAAGCUGGUGCCAAAUUGGCUGCCAAAGUAAAGGCAUUGAAGAAACCAUCAAAGGUUGCCGUUUCAGCUAAAAACAAGAAGGCUGCUGCUGCCGUCGUUCGUGCCAAGAAGGUACAAAAGAAAGUUGUCAAAGGUCCAUUCGGAACACGAACACGCAAAGUGCGCACCAGUGUUACAUUCCGUCGUCCAAAGACAUUGGCUUUGCCACGGAAUCCAAAAUACCCACGCAAGUCGGUGCCAACCAGAGACCGCAUGGACCCAUUCAAUAUUGUCAAAUACCCAUUGACAACUGAAGCCGCCAUGAAGAAAAUCGAAGACAACAACACCUUGGUAUUCUUGACACAUUUGCGUGCAAACAAACACCACGUGCGAGCUGCUGUCCGCAAACUUUAUGACAUUAAAGUAGCUAAAGUGAACUUGUUGAUUAGACCCGAUGGACAAAAGAAAGCCUAUGUUCGCUUGGCCCGCGACUACGAUGCUCUAGAUAUCGCAAACAAAAUCGGCAUCAUAUAAAUUGUUCAGCCCCGGCGCAUACAGAUUUUCUACUUCGUUUUUUCGAAUUUGCCUCAAAAUGGUUAUGAUUGUUGCUGAAAUGUAGUUUCGCUCAAAUCCACUUCAAAUAAAUUUGAAAACACGGGAAGAAAAACAAA